UUAUCACUUCAUUGCAGUCCAUCAUCAACUAAGGCUGGAAUCUCAGUAAUCAAUCUGGCCAGCGGUGCAAAAUAGUAUGCGCAGGCGCGCGGAAUCAAUUUAUCAAUCAAAACAGAAAACUAUGUUUAAAAUGGUCGUAUAUAUUUUAUGAUUUUUAUUGCGUUCAUAGAUUUUAUAAAUGUAAUAUACUGUUAUUGAGUAAUUUGAACAUAAUUAGUUAGCAAAAGACUUGCAAUGGGAGUUCCGAAAUUUUACAGAUGGCUCAGUGAAAGGUACCCUUGUUUGAGCCAAGUUGUGAAGGACUAUCAGAUUCCUGAAUUUGAUAAUCUGUACCUGGAUAUGAAUGGCAUAAUUCAUCCCUGCUCUCAUCCAAAUGACGAUGAUCCACAUUUUAGAAUCACUGAAGAACAAAUAUUCUCGAAUAUCUUUCACUACAUUGAGGUAUUAUUUCGAAUUAUCAAGCCUCAAAAAGUGUUUUUCAUGGCAGUUGACGGGGUUGCGCCCCGAGCUAAAAUGAAUCAACAAAGAAGCCGGCGAUUUAGGUCUGCCCGGGAGGCUGAAGAAAACAUAAAGAAAGCUAAGGAAAAGGGACAAACUUUGCCAACUGAAGAACGUUUUGACUCAAACUGUAUCACGCCUGGCACAGAGUUUAUGGUUAGGCUACAUGAACAACUUAAAUAUUUUGUGAACAAAAAAAUAAGCACUGAUCCUGGUUGGCAAGGUUUGAAGAUAUAUCUUUCUGGUCAUGAGACACCUGGAGAAGGUGAACAUAAAAUAAUGGACUUCAUUAGAUAUGAAAGAUCACAGCCAGGUUAUGACCCAAACACAAGGCAUUGUUUGUACGGACUUGAUGCUGAUUUGAUAAUGCUUGGCUUAACCAGUCAUGAUCCACAUUUUUCACUUCUACGGGAAGAAAUUAAAUUUGGCAAAAAUGUAAAAAGAAUAAAUAACCCUGAAGAUAUGACUUUUCAUCUUCUACACCUGUCUCUGUUGCGAGAAUAUAUUGAUUGGGAAUUUCAAUGUUUAAAGGAGAAAAUUUCUUUUGGUUAUGAUCUGGAGAAGAUCAUUGAUGACUGGAUUCUGAUGGGUUUUCUUGUUGGGAAUGAUUUCAUACCUAACCUCCCUAACUUACAUAUAAAUCAUGAUGCUUUGCCAUAUCUUUGGCAGAUAUAUAAGGAUAUUAUGCCAUCUCUUGAUGGAUACCUUCAUGAUGGUGGGACACUCAGUUUGCAGCGUUUUAAAAAUUAUAUUACCACCCUUGCAAAGUUUGAUCUUGAAACAUUUGAGGAUAAAUAUGUAGACUUAAAAUGGUUAGAAGGAAAAACAGCACAAACAGAUGAACAGGAGCUGUUAUCAGAACAGUCAGAUGUGGAUGGCAAUGUAGCAUCAACAUCAAGUGCAUUAUCAGAUAUGUCAUUAGAAACUGGCGAAAAGAAGAAAGGAAAAUUGCUAGAUUAUCUUGAAGAGAAAGGAGAGUUAGAUGAUGAAGAGGAUGACGGAGAUUUCACAGAAGAACAUGAGAAAUAUAAAUUAAAAUAUUACAGAGAAAAGUUUCAACGUAAAGAUGAUGAUAACUGUGAAGAACUUGUUAAACAGUUAAGCUUCAAGUAUAUUGAAGCCAUCCAGUGGAUUUUACAUUACUACUUCAAUGGGGUUCCAUCAUGGGGAUGGUUCUAUCCCUUUCAUUAUGCACCGUAUGUAUCAGAUGUGAAAGACUUUCAAGAUCACCCACUCUCCUUUGACAUUGGCAAACCAUUCCUACCAUUUGAGCAACUCCUUGCUGUCCUCCCUGCUGCUAGCAAGACACUUCUUCCAGAACCAUUUCAUAGUCUAAUGAUCAUGGAUAAUUCUCCUAUCAUUGAAUAUUAUCCACCUAAAUUUGAAACUGAUCUAAAUGGGAAAAGGCAGGAUUGGGAGGCUGUAGUGUUAAUACCAUUUAUCGAUGAGGAAAGGUUAUUGGAAGCAAUGGAACCUUUGUAUCCUCGACUAAAAAAGAGUGAAAAAGAUCGCAAUAAACACAGUUCGUGUUUACUUUAUACUCAUGAACCUGAAAAAUCUCAAUGUUAUCCAUCUUCUCUUCCUGGUGUUUUUCCUGACUUGGAAUGUUGUCGUGCAAAUUGUGAAACUAUUCCAAUUGAUAAAUAUCGACUGCCAAGAAGUGAAAUAGUGAAAGGUAUCUUGCCGGAUGUCAAACUGGAUGUGUAUUUUCCUGGAUUUCCCACCUUGAAACAUGUUUCACAUUCAGGUGAACUAAGAAAAAUUGGUGUGAAAGUUUUCCAAAUGCACAGUCGAGGUGAAAGUAUGGUUCUAAAGAUUGAUGAAACAGAUGAACUUAAUUUAAAAGAGAUUGCAGAUUCAUUGUUAGGCAAGCCAUGUUAUGUUGGUUGGCCUCAUCUGAUUGAAGCUUUUGUAACUAAAGUUAGUGAUGAUAGUAAAAAGUAAAAUCUUUAAAAAAAAGCUAUUAACUUGAGCUUAUAUUGAUUUUCAAAGUAAUAUCUUCAAGAGGUAACAUUAACUGAAAGUGAUUCAUCUGCUUGGAGAAAGCAAGUUUCUUGUGAGAAGCAAAUGCAUAUUGAAAGGAAAGGGGUUGACAUUGGUAUGACUCACAUUUUAGUUGAGGCUUGUCAAAUACAGGGAAAGAAAUAUGUUUGUGGUGCCAAAGGAGAUGUUUGUUUAGAGAAGAAAUGGUCUGACUGGGCAGUGGCUUAUCCUCUUCAAGUGACAGUCAAGGAUAUCAACGUUUAUGAUGAGACUGAUGCAGGGACUCAAUGUGCUACAGUUGCUGAUCUAUAUCCAGUUGAAACAGAGUGCUUUAUGAUGGCAAUUCCACAUUAUGGAUCAUCUGGAAAGGUUAUUGAGGUUGAUUCAAAGACUAACCGUGUUAGAGUGCAACUGACGGUGAUCCCAGAACCAGACCUUGUGUCGCUGAUUGUUAAUAAAGAUGAUUAUGUUGAAAACUACAUACCUGCUCGCAUCAUGGCCAAGCGCCUGGGAAUCACGUCGCAGGCUCUUGCUCAGAUCACUGGAAAAGUAUUUCUUUCCAUUAGCGAGAGAGAAAAUUCCAGCAAAGUUGAUAUCGGAUUGAAUUUGAAAUUUUCCAAGCAAGAUAAGGAGGUUUUGGGAUACGCUCGGAGACAUGACAGUGGCUGGAGUUAUUCACCUAAAACAGAGAAAACAAUUUCCGAAUAUCAAGAAAAAUUCCCGCAAGUCUUCGAUGUUCUUUCAAAGCAUUCGUCGGACACACUUAAAGUAUCAGACGUGUUUCCUGAUAACGAAAAGUCUAAAACUCUCUCUGAAGUAGAAAAAUGGUUAAAAACGCUCCCCAGUCAUAAACAGAAAGCUGUAAGUUGUGGAAGCUCUACUCUAGACGAACCAAUUGUGAAACAAAUCGAGGAAGCGAUCGAAAAACUAAAGGAGGAAAAACCGACUAGGAAAAAUGUAAAAGUUCGAGUAAAACCUUCUGUUUUGUUUCGGCCGAUGAAAGAGUUGGGACAAGUUCCUCCAGAUCCAGCUGCUGAUUUUGAACUUUUCGAUCGAGUUGUUAAUGUUCGGACAUUAGGAGUAGCUCCGUAUGGCUUGAAAGGAACUAUUGUCGGAAUACAUAAAGGUAAAGCAGAAAACGAGCCGGUAAAUUACGAAAUUUUGUUUGACGAGCCUUUCAUGGGAGGUCACUCAUUAAGAGGUUCAAGUGCAUUUGAAAACAAAUUAUAUGUGAUGCCGGCGUGGUCGUUACUCAAUCUUUCAUAUGGUACUCGCUUGGAAUAUAAAAAGAAGGGUAUUCCAUCACCACUAGUCCAAGCUCGACAGAAGCGUCAACAUGGUUCUGGACACCACAGCAAGGGGGUACCGGCUGAAUACAAGCCUAGUAAUAGAGGGGGCUCGUAUCAUAGAGAUUUCUACUCCGCUUGGCAAACGCCACCGACAAACAAUGAUCGACAACAUACGACUCCUAACGAGCGAACUCCGAACAGCAAGGAGCGAGCUCCGAAAGGCAACGAGCGAGCUCCGAAAGGCAACGAGCGAGCUCCGAAAGGCAACGAGCGACAUUCAAGUUCACGACCCCGUUUUGCCAGCCCAGAAUUCAACUCCUCUGUUAAUCGUUCUCGCUUUUCUCCACGAUGGAACAGCCCGCGGAACAACCUGGGAAAUAAUCCACAAAAUCCUCAGGUUUCUUCUCAAAAUUCACGUGGUUUUCAGAAACAGUCACAGCCAUCACAUGGUUUUGUUGUAGAUUCUAGUGCGGCAGUGGACCCCAAAGAUCAAUUAUCCGCACAGGAAAGUGAACGCGUCAUUCGUCAGCUUCUUAACUUGAAUGGUUCACAAGGAACACAGUCAACACCCAGUUCAUCUCAAGUCGUGUUUAACAUGCCGGAUAACGCCUUUAUGACUCCUUCUUUGUCGCCUGUUUCUCCAUUUUCACCAUCAAGCAACCCCUCUGGCUUGUUAGUAUCCGCGUGUCGUCAAAAUCGUUGGCCAGACCCUACGUUUAAUCAUCAACGUAUAGCUCAGCACGUGAUUUCAACAGUUUGCGUGGCUGGGAAGUUAUUUAGUGGACUUCCAUCCCCGACAAUCGAAGAUGCAGUAAAGAGUGCCGCGCAUUUUGCUUUAGUGUCGCUCUUUCCCCACCUGAGUUCGCCAUUCGUAUUUCCCCCAUCACCCAAUAUUCCUCCUUCCACAACGACACACCAGCUGCAGCACACCAGCGUCAACCAACACCACCAUGAAAGAACUUCUUCCAAACCAACUCAGGGUUCCGAAAAUAGAAAAUCAGAAAAGCCUACCAAUCCUUCCAGUGGUCAAAACCUUUUCAUACCUCUUCAGGUCUCAUUAAAGAGGAAAGAUGCAGUUAGUACCACACCAAAUAAAACAUCUGAAGGCAAUGAGACAAUGGAGCAAAAAACAUCUGCAGACCAAAAUUUAACAAAUAUUCAGGAACCAAUGAAUAUCGAGCAAGACAGUACCCAAGAUCCUGCCAAAACCAAGAAUCAGGAAAAUGCCCAGGAUCAAGGCGAUAAAACCCAAGAUCCAGAUAAAACCAAAGAUCCUGACAAUGCUCAGGAUCCAGGCCAUAAAACCCAAGAUCCAGGUAAAACCAAAGAUCCUGACAAUGCUCAAGAUCCAGGCGAUAAAACCCAAGAUCCAGAUAAAACCAAAGAUCCUGACAACGCUCAGGAUCCAGGCGAUAAAACCCAAGAUCCAGAUAAAACCAAAGAUCCUGACAACGCUCAGGAUAAAGGCAAUACAACCCAAGAUCCAGGUAAAACCAAAGAUCCUGACAAUGCUCAAAAUCCAGGCCAUACCAAAGAUCUUGAGAACACCAAAGACAGCGAUAAAACUCGGGAUCCAGCUGAAACACACGAAGAAACAAACACAUUAACAGACAUUGAUGUGACAAGGAGACCAAACCAGAGCGAAUCCCAUGUAAAUGAACCGAGAACAACGAAAGCUGGCGCAAAUAAGGAGAAACCAAAAUUACUUGCACCAAGUUUUUUUAAGGGAAAGGAAUAACAAUUGUUUUAUUUUGUACAAAGGGUAGUUAUGUAUUUUCACAAAGUAGGAAGGGACGGAACUUAAUUAUUGUUCUUAAAUUUGAUUUUUAAAGUUUUCACGAACAAAUAUUUGUCAAUUAUAUAAUAUAUAGAAGCAAAGCCUUAUUAAUGAACAGUUAAUUUUACAAUGAACAGUUAAUUAAGUCCAGCAUAAAUGAGAUAUGGGCACUUUUUUAAUCCAUACAUUUUCUUGUUCAUCUCGUUUGACUUAGGUUUGCACCUAUCAAUUUUCGUCUACAAAAGGGGGGAUCUUCUUUGACAAUU
Molecule: messenger RNA, 5813 nt
Organism: Dendronephthya gigantea
Lineage: Eukaryota; Metazoa; Cnidaria; Anthozoa; Malacalcyonacea; Nephtheidae
Product: 5'-3' exoribonuclease 1-like
Biological process (GO): nuclear-transcribed mRNA catabolic process; rRNA catabolic process
Cellular component (GO): nucleus
Molecular function (GO): RNA binding; 5'-3' RNA exonuclease activity
Source: RefSeq, a predicted model, not a curated record